Molecule: messenger RNA, 739 nt
Organism: Rhagoletis zephyria (snowberry fruit fly)
Lineage: Eukaryota; Metazoa; Arthropoda; Insecta; Diptera; Tephritidae
Product: protein takeout-like
Biological process (GO): multicellular organismal reproductive process
Source: RefSeq, a predicted model, not a curated record
UACAAUAAAAAAUACGAGUCUCCUUAUUUUCGACAUACUUCAGUUCUGGGGGUUGACUAGAAGAAAAUUUCGCCCACCCUAGUGUACUACAUACUCAACUUUUGGCAUUAUUUUAAAAGGGGACUCAGCAAUUAAUUUACUUAAAAUUGAUCCACUCGAUGCUGGCACAUUUACACUCAAGCAAGGAGCGGACAAUCCUGUGAAUAUUGACUUAACAUUUAUCAAAAACAAAAUCACCGGCGUUGCCCAUGCUCAGGCAUACAAAGUUAGAGGCUUUGGCAAAGAUUUAGCCAAGAAACAUGAGCUGCGUUUCAAAGUGCCCGUAGCUAGCUUGAUCGGUGACUACAAGAUUCAAGGACGCGUUUUAAUUUUACCAAUAAGUGGUUCGGGCAAAAAUAAUAUUACCAUGUUGAAUGCGGAUUUCGUACUCCAGUGGGUGGGUGUGCCCGUGGAAAAGGAUGGAGCAACCUAUAUGAAAACGGACAAAUUUAGGGCAAUCGUUAAGCCCAAUAAAGUGAUUUUCGAUUUCCAAAAUCUUUUCAACGGCGACAAAGCGCUGGGUGAUAAUAUGAAUUUGUUUUUAAAUGAAAAUUGGAAAGAAAUCUAUCAGGAAGUUGAAGCAACAUUUUCGAAAGAAAUAUCUCGAUUGAUGGGAAAUGUUGUCGAUGCAGUUUUCUCUAAAACGCCAUAUAAUAAAUUAUUUACGGAAUAAAUAAAAACAAAGUAAAUAUUUCAAGGA